AUGUCUGAGUGUCUUCUCUAUUGGUGUGCUGUCUGUGUAUCAGCCACCCCUGUACAAGUGGAGCAAUCAAUCUCAAACGAAGGAGUGAACUUGAUGGAAAAUGAAUGCAAAGACAAGGAACGACCAUCUAACAAAGAGAUAACUCUACCCACUGCCUAUGUCAAACUGUAUCGCAUUGGAGUGCUGGAUAGAAUUGCCAGAACCCUUCACCAAAAGCAGCGCUCUGAUGACGAUUAUGAUGAUGUUGAUGAUGAUUAUGAACCAUUAUCAGCUGAUAGUGGGAGUGAAUCGUCUGCAGAAGAGGAGGAAGAAGGCAUCAAUGAAGAAAUGGUAGGAGAGGGGAGGGUCAACUGCAAAACUACUUCUAAAAAGCUUCAUCAAUGUAAAUUCUGCGCAAAAAGCUUCUCUCAGACUUAUUUGAAUGUUCACAUGCGUACACACACCAAAGAGAAGCCUUAUCAGUGUACAGUCUGUACAAAAAG
Molecule: messenger RNA, 482 nt
Organism: Nilaparvata lugens (brown planthopper)
Lineage: Eukaryota; Metazoa; Arthropoda; Insecta; Hemiptera; Delphacidae
Product: zinc finger protein 791-like
Exons: 4
Cellular component (GO): nucleus
Source: RefSeq, a predicted model, not a curated record